AUGAAAUUUUCAAGAAAGGACGAUGAGUAAUUAUGUGAUUUUAUCACUUUAAUAGUCAAGAGGAUUCAGAUGAAUAAUAGAGAACAGGGAUUCCUCAACAUUAAGCGAAUAAAUUGAAACAAUAAGCAAAGGAAAUACACUAGAUGUUGUUGUAAUUGUAGGAGAACUUUGAGGAUGAAGACUGUGACAAAUACUAUAUUUUGAGCAAAAAGUAUUUAAAUGAAUUAGAUUACUUAGUUGGUUUGAUUCAUGGAAAUAGUAUGUGUCAUAUGAUUAAGUUGUAAAUGGUCAAGCACCUGACAAGAAAUUCGGAUAAACAAUGUUGCAAAAUUAUAAUAAUGAUUUGCUAGAGAUGCGCAUAAAUGAAUGUUUCAAAUAUUACCCGCUUAACUCCAACCCAUGGAAUAUAUGGUUGAAACCCAAUUUACAAGAGGAUAAGGAUUACAUAGUGAUUUCAUAAUAAAUCUAGAACUAUCUGAAUUAGCAUUACAGAGGUCUUUAGAUUGUGCGAAAUUCUGUAGGACAAGGCAAAAAUAAGAAGGUGAUUGUGAAUUUGUUUAAGGUAAAUAUCAUUUGAUUUUUAAAGUUCAAUGCCGCAUUGAUUUUACCUAAUACGAUUAUUUAAAUUGCUUAGGAUAAUCUGACAUAAUUCGAAAAGGAAUAUUUAUAAGCAGAAGAGAAUUGUGUAUUGAACGACUUUUAUGCUUUAAUAUAAAAGACUGUGCAUACUUUUAGGGGUAAUUACAAUAAUCAGAAUGGUGUUAGAAUUUGGAGAUACAAAAAUUAAAAUGAUCCUCAUAAGGCAUUGUUUGCAGAAAUCAGAAAGCAGGUUUAGGAUCUUGAUUACAAUGAUGAUCAAGUCUUUGAUUUUUCAGGAGAUCCUAUUGAGAAUUCAUCAGACAUCACAUUGAAAUCCUUAAAUCUUACUGAUAAUGACCUUGUUGUAAUUGAGGUAUUAUGUUUUACUAAUAAUUAAGUUUUAACAAAGUUUUAAGCCUUGGUGUAUCAGACAUCCCUCUGUUCCAAUUGAAGGCAAAUGUGAAAGUUGUGGUUCAAUCAGUGAACUUCAUUUUCCAUGUAAAUGCAAAAAGGUAGCAUAUUGUUCAGAAAGAUGCAAAGUGAAUGAUGAACGAUAUCAUCUUCCAAAGUGUGAUCCAUGUGGAUCUGAUGAUGAAUAAGUAAAAAAGAUGAAUGUCGGCGAACAAUCUGUAAAAGGAGUCGCUGGAUUGGGUAAUUUAGGCAACACAUGUUUUAUGAAUAGUGGUACUCAAUGUUUAUCAAACACAUAUUAAUUGUCCGAAUAUUUUAUUACAAAUAAAUAUUUUGAUGAGAUUAAUGAGGACAAUCCUCUGGGAACUAAAGGAUAACUAGUCAGGAAGUAUGCCUCCCUUAUUAAGAAAUUAUGGUGUGGUGACAAAAACAUAGUAAUACCAACUAGUUUCAAAAAAGCAGUUGGAUAAUUCUAACCAAUGUUCAAAGGAUUUUAAUAACAUGAUUCUUCUGAAUUAAUUACUUUCCUUUUGGAUGGAUUACACGAGGAUCUUAAUAGAGUCAAAAAGAAACCUUAUGUUGAAUCAAAGGAUAAUUAAGGCAAACCUGAUUUUGAAGUGGCAAAGGAAAGUUGGUAGAAUCAUCUUGCUAGAAAUCAAUCCAUUAUUGUUGACUUAAUGCAUGGACAAUAUAAGUCAACUCUUAAAUGUCCCACAUGUUCAUAAAUAUCUAUUACUUUUGAUCCAUUCUUGACUUGCGGACUCAGUAUUCCAAGUAAAAAGUUAAAGUCCAUUUAAAUCAAAGUUAUCAAAUCAAUAGUUCAAAUUGAAACUAAAUACAUCAACUUUGAAGGAUCCAAGAAAGCAAUGGCCUUACAUGAAUUCACUAAGGAGUUCAUUAUUCCAGAAUUUAAAAUAGAUCCAAAUUAAGAAUUAAUCUAUUAUACUUCCUAUUCCAAUGAUAUUCAAGAUCUUAUUGAUCCCAAAUCUGAGAUUAAUUCUGUUAGAAAGAAUGCCAAGAGAGGGUAUCUAGUGAUCAAACCAUUAAGUGAAGAGGAGAGGGCAAUACCUUCAGAUGAUAGAAUCUAUUUGAGCUAUUCUUAAAAAGCCUUAGAUGGAUUCGGUUAGUAAUAUAAAAGAACUAUUCUUUAAUAAUUCUAUGUAAUCAUAUAGAAAGAACAUACACUUAAAUAAAUACACCUUGCCAUUUUUAAGGCCUUACUUCCCAUAUUUUGUGAUUAGGUUUCAAUGAAUGAUUUGCAAACUCCUGAACAAUUGAAAUAAUACUAUGAAGAUAAUAUCUACCAAAAAGUAAAUAUAAGUUUAUAAAAUCUUAGUAUUACAACAUACAAUUCAAAUCUCCAAGCACUUAUUGGCAAUCUUGCAGUUUCUGUAGCUAGAAGAAUUGUUAAGAUUGCGAUGCAGAUUACACAGAGGAAACCUAUCAAAAAAUUAAAACGAAAGCGCAACAGAGCGAUCUCCAUACUAAGAUAGAAUUGAUUGUGUUUUGGAAUAAGAGUCCUUUUUAGAAUGUUAAACCUGUUGACAUCUACUAAUAUUAUUAGAACUAGUAAAAUAAAAAACAAAUGGAAGGUAUUUUAACGCAAUAAUUGUUUAGAGGAGAGGAAUUCGAUGAGUAAUGAUGAGAAUAGCAAUAACAAUCUAAAUAAGCCAAGAUAUAUGGUCAAAUCUAAUAACUAUUCGAAUAAUAAUGCAACCCAAAAAGUGGCACUUUAGGAAUGCUUGAAACAAUCGGAAUAGCCAGAAUAAUUGGCUGAAGACAAUGCCUGGUAUUGCAAGGUUUGUAAAGAACAUGUCCAGGCCUUCAAGAGUAUGUAGAUUUACAAGGUAUGAGCAUCGAUUUAGCGAUUAGGCAUCUGAUAUUUUGAUAUUCACAUUGAAGCGAUUCAAAGCAUCAAGUGGAUUUUUCAAAUAGAAACUUGAGACCUUUGUGGACUUCCCUGUAAGAGGUUUAGAUUUAACGGAAUUCAUUCUGAAUAAGAAUCGACCAUUGGAUUAUGAUAUAGAAACCCAACAGAAGGAGAUGAUAGAAGAGGAAUUUCCAGGGAAAAGAGAGGACGAUAAGAAACUCUUAUAUGAUUUAUAUGCAGUAUCAAAUCAUUUUGGAGGCAUGGGAGGAGGACAUUACACUGCUUUUGGAAAGAACCACGUACUUUAACUGUUUAGUGUUAGUUGAAUGGAAAAUGGUACAACUUUGAUGACGCUCAGGUGAAUGAAGUGGAUGAAGAUUAAAUUGUAUCUAAGAAUGCAUAUGUUUUGUUUUACAAGCGUAGAUCAAAAGAGGAAAUCACACAAGACUUCAACACAUAAGAUUGA
Paramecium octaurelia is the source of this 3326-nucleotide messenger RNA. NCBI's taxonomy places the organism in Eukaryota, Ciliophora, Oligohymenophorea, Peniculida, Parameciidae. The record is from the annotation of a GenBank genome assembly.